AUGAGUGACGACGCACUUUUCGAUGUUUUUGAUCAAGAUGAACCAAGUGCUAUUGUUGAAUUACCAAAAAAUAUAACUGUUAUUGAACAAAUAACAUCUGGUGAAUAUAUUCAAAUGAGUGGUCGAGCUGGACGUCGUGGAAAAGAUGAACGUGGUAUUGUUGUUCUAAUUAUUGAUGAACGAAUGAGUCCAACAACAGCAAAAGAAAUUGUUAAAGGAAAAGCUGAUCCAUUGAAUAGUGCAUUUAAAUUAACAUAUAAUAUGGUUUUGAAUUUAUUACGUGUUGAAGGUAUUAAUCCAGAAUUUAUGCUUGAAAGAUCAUUUUAUCAAUUUCAACAUUUUUCAUCAAUACCUGCACUUUAUGAAAAAUUACAAACUUGUGAACAACAAUAUGAUUUAAUUAAAAUUGAAAAUGAAGAAGAAAUUGCAAGAUAUUAUAAAUUAAAAAAGAAACUUGAACUUGUUCAAGAUCAAAUUGCAAUUAUGAUAAAUGAACCAAAAUAUUUAUUACCAUUUCUACAACCUGGUCGUCUUGUUACAGUUAAAUCUGGUGAUCUUAAUUUUGAUUGGUGUGUUGUACUUAAUUUUCAUAAAAAACCUGGUGAAAAACCAAUUUAUAUCGUCGAUGUUUUAGCACAUUUAACACUUGAAAGUGCUACACAAAAAUUAACAGCUGAAAUUCAACCAUGUCCAUUAUCAGAAAGAGGUGAAAUGAAAGCUAUUCCAAUUCAACAUACAUUAAUACGAGAUAUAAGUGCUAUAAGAGUUUAUCUUCCAGAUGAUUUACGAACAAAAGAAUCUCGACAAAAUAUAUUAAAAUCAGUUCAAGAUAUAAUACAACGUCAUCCACUUGGUUUACCAUUACUUGAUCCAAUAAGAGAUAUAGGUAUUAAAUCAAAUGAUAUGAUAUCAUAUAUAAAACAAUAUUCAAUAUUACAAACACGUCUUGAUGAACAUCCAUUAACAAAAAAUGUUCAAUUAAAAUAUAUUUAUGAACAAUAUGAACGUAAAGCAAAUAUUGAAAAACAAGUUAUAGAUGCUAAAAAUGAAUUAAAAAAAGCACAAUCAUUAUUACAAAUUGGGGAUUUAAAAAGACAUAAACGUGUUUUACGUCGUUUAGGUUAUUGUAAUUCAGCUGAUGUUAUUGAUUUAAAAGGACGUGUUGCAUGUGAAAUUGAUACUGGUGAUGAACUUGUUACAACUGAACUUUUAUUUAAUGGAGUUUUUAAUGAUUUAACUGUUAGUCAAGCAUGUGCUUUACUUAGUUGUUUUGUUUUUCAAGAAAAAGCUAAUGAAAUGCCCAAAUUACCACAAGAAUUAUCAGGACCAUUACGUCUUUUACAAGAAACAGCUCGUCGUGUAGCACGUGUAUCAAUUGAAAGUAAAAUCGAUAUGGAUGAAGAACGUUAUGUUGAUGGAUUUAAACCAUAUAUGAUGGAUGUUAUUAAAGCAUGGGUAGAUGGACAAAGUUUUUCUAGUAUUUGUAAAAUGACAACAAUAUUUGAAGGAUCUAUUGUACGUUGUAUUCGACGACUUGAAGAACUUCUUCGACAAAUGUGUUGUGCUGCUAAAGCUAUUGGUAAUAGUGAACUUGAAGCAAAAUUUACUGAAGGUACACAAAAGAUCAAACGUGAUAUUGUUUUUGCAGCUUCAUUGUAUUUAUAA
Molecule: messenger RNA, 1665 nt
Organism: Rotaria sp. Silwood2
Lineage: Eukaryota; Metazoa; Rotifera; Eurotatoria; Philodinida; Philodinidae
Source: the annotation of a GenBank genome assembly